ACACAGCUGUAUCGAAAGAACAAAUCCCUAGGCUCUUAUUGUUCUCCGGCAUUUUCUUUACCCCAACCGCGGUUGCGGGCACUACUCUGCCCCGAUCCAUCGUCGCCUCAUUGCGGAUCACAACCCUUCUCGGCCUCGCUCCUUCGAAGAAGUGAAUUUGAUAUGGCUACCCUUCGAAAUCUGAAGAUCAAGACAGCAACUUGCAAACGCAUCCUUAAGGAGCUUCAGUCUUAUGAGAAAGAAGUUGACAGAGAAGCUGCCAAAACUGCUGAUAUGAAGGAAAAAGGUGCUGACCCUUAUGAUCUUAAGCAACAGGAAAAUGUCUUGGCAGAGUCGAGAAUGAUGAUUCCUGAUUGCCACAAACGACUGGAAGCUUCCCUUGCCGAUUUGAAAGGAAUAUUGGCGGAGAUAAAAGAAUCAAACCAGCAAGGGGUGGAGAUAGAGGAAGCUGAUACCAUCAUCGCAGAUGUAGAAGCUUUUUUUCAGGCAGCAGACGCUUAGAAGUCAGAACAACAAAAAGAAGUGCUUGUACUCCGGAUAUUGUCUAGUGUUGAUUGCCUCGAAACAACUUUUGCUUGUCGAGUUCUACAUUUUCUGAAACUUGAGCUUGUGUUGUAAUCUUCCCAGGAAUCUGUUCACCGCUGGGAAGAUGCCCAUGAAAACUUUGGGUGUGAAUGUUUGUGCAAAAGCUAUCUAUCUAUCUAUCAUUUUUGGUGAA
Musa acuminata subsp. malaccensis (wild Malaysian banana) is the source of this 718-nucleotide messenger RNA. RefSeq names its product tubulin-folding cofactor A. Gene Ontology annotation, molecular function: beta-tubulin binding. Gene Ontology annotation, cellular component: cytosol; microtubule cytoskeleton. The record is from RefSeq and is a predicted model, not a curated record. Gene Ontology annotation, biological process: post-chaperonin tubulin folding pathway; tubulin complex assembly. NCBI's taxonomy places the organism in Eukaryota, Viridiplantae, Streptophyta, Magnoliopsida, Zingiberales, Musaceae.